Molecule: messenger RNA, 546 nt
Organism: Pediculus humanus corporis (human body louse)
Lineage: Eukaryota; Metazoa; Arthropoda; Insecta; Psocodea; Pediculidae
Exons: 6
Biological process (GO): Golgi to plasma membrane protein transport
Cellular component (GO): trans-Golgi network
Source: RefSeq, a predicted model, not a curated record
AUGGAAUUGUCAAUAAAAUAUUGUUUUUUGAUUCUGUAUUUUUUUAAAGUUUGUUUUAAAAAUGACAUGUAUGUGUACUCUAAUACAGAUAGUAUGCAUUUUUCUCAAGCGGUUGCAAUAAUACAGUCACAAGUGGGCAUUAUCAAAGGUGUUCAAGUUCUUUAUAAUGAUAUGAAUCCUUUAACUGCUGAUCUAGUAAUCAAUUUAUCUUGUGAUGGAAUAAGGUUGAUUUUUGAUUCAGUUUCACAAAGGCUUAAAAUAAUAGAAGUUUAUAACAUGAAGUUAAUAGCAUUGAAAUACUGUGGUAUACUUUUCAAUUCACCAGAAAUAAUUCCAAGUAUAGAACAAAUUGAGCAUUCUUUCGGUGCUACUCACCCAGGUGUUUAUGACUUGGAAAAGCAAUUGUUUCAAUUGAAUUUUCGUGGUUUAAGUUUUUCAUUUCCUGCAGAUUCAAAAUUUGAGCCUGGUUAUACCCAUGGUCUUGGUUCACUUCAAUUUCAAAAUGGAUCUAGUCCGAUUGUAUCUAGGACUGUCAUUUAUGCUGGG